AUAUUGUACUAUACCACCGUACAGUUAACAUGAAGUAUAUAAUACUACAACUACUAUGUUUUACCGGAGCGUGGGCAUCGCCCCGACUUGACCCACUAGUGGACAGCAAGCGGGGUCUGAUCCGAGGACUGCAGGCGACCGAUGGAGACUACGCUAUGUUCCUCGGUAUACCAUAUGCUAUGGUCAAUUAUACCAAUCCAUUCGGGCCAUCACUACCAUAUCCUGACUUCGAAGAGACAUUCGAGGCCAUCGAUGACUCAGCAAUUUGCCCACAAUUGGAGGAAUUCAGUAACCAAAUAACUGGCUCACUGGACUGUUUGCAUCUCAACUUAUACGUGCCAAACACAGCGACCAGUUUGAAUAGACUCCCAGUUCUAGUUUGGAUAUAUGGUGGCGGAUUCCAAAUUGGUUACGCUGGUAGAUACGUAUACGGACCUAAAUAUCUGGUCAGGAAUGACGUCAUAGUAGUCACAAUCAACUAUCGUGUUGGACCUUAUGGUUUCAUGUGUCUAGACACACCAGAUGUACCUGGAAAUCAAGGCUUGAAAGAUCAAUUAAACGCUUUAAGAUGGGUUAAAGAAAAUAUUGGUGCUUUCGGCGGCGAUGCUAACAAAGUGACUAUAUUUGGAGAAAGCGCUGGAGCUGCGUCUGUAGAUUUCCAAUUAUUAUCUAAACAAGAGAAACUUUUCGAUAAAGUGAUAAUGCAGAGCGGUACUACAUUAGGCCCUUGGGCGAUAGUUGAAUCUAAUCCGAACGCACCUACUAUUUUAGCAGAUAAAUUGGGCUUUGAGACAGAAGAUACUAUUGAAGCAAUAAACUUUUUAGCUUCGGUCGAUCCAAAAUUAGUUAUAGCAGUUGCAAUAGAAUCAAAUUUAAGUUUCAUGCCUUGCGUUGAAAAAGAAUUUGAAGGUGUUGAAACAUUUGUCGCUGAACAUCCGAUAAACAGUGAAAUACCAAAAGCUAAAAACAUACCAAUUCUUACUGGAUAUAAUAAUAAGGAAAUGCUAGUAGGUGCAAAUAUUGGACUAGGACACUUAUAUUUGGAUACAUUUGAAGAAUAUUUAUCAAUGGCAUUUAACUUUGAAGAUGAUGAAAUGGUAACUUUAGUUAGACAAUUCUACAUAGGUGAUGAUAAUAACGUUGAUGAUUUAAAAGAAAACCUUAUUGAUUUCGAAUCAGAUAUUAUGUUCAAUCAUCCAGUCCAUAGAAGUGUUCAGAAAUAUCUGGAAAAUUCUGGAAAUGUUUAUCAUUACAUAUUCUCGUAUUCUGGAGAUAGAAACUAUCUUAAAUGGAGACUAAAUAUCACUGAAGACGGUGCAGGACACGCUGAUGAGAUAGGUUAUCUAUUCGAUGUUUCAAGAAUGGAAGAACCACCAACAGAAGAGGAUCAACUUGUUAUAGAUAGAAUUACAACAAUGUGGACUAAUUUCGUCAAGUAUGGAAACCCAACACCAGAAGCAACAGAUUUAUUGCCAGUACAAUGGACACCAGUGACAAAAGAGGUUCUAACAUAUCUCGACAUCGACAACGAACUGACGCUAAAGAAACGGCCAUUCCAUGACCGAAUGGCGUUCUUAGAUCUUUUCUUUACAAUGAACAAGCAUUUAUUAAAGGGAUACAAAGAUAAUUAAGAUAUAGUGCUUAUAUUACCAUAGAAUUCGACUGCAGUGACACUUUACCACAUACUGUUGUCUCUUUCUUCUCAAAGAAAAUUAAAGGGAUGACAGUAUUUAUUAAUAAAAGAGAUUCUAAUAUAAUACUAGUUAUAGAGUGGACAUUUCGAGCACAUUUAUUUUAACAGUGGUAAAUGCUGUAACAAUAAUAUUUGUUGGGUGCACGAAUGGAUCUCGCGCGGUGUACCACGACCACGCAGAAGACAGGCAUAAAGUGGAAGCAAUUCCGCUUUUCAUCUGAUGAGUGUGGGUGCUAGAGGCCUAAUUAUAUUCCACGUUC
Messenger RNA from Papilio machaon (common yellow swallowtail), 1953 nucleotides. Its product is annotated as bile salt-activated lipase. The record is from RefSeq and is a predicted model, not a curated record. The transcript has 3 exons. Lineage: Eukaryota; Metazoa; Arthropoda; Insecta; Lepidoptera; Papilionidae. The coding region runs from base 30 to 1631 and encodes 533 amino acids.